Molecule: messenger RNA, 555 nt
Organism: Vicia villosa (hairy vetch)
Lineage: Eukaryota; Viridiplantae; Streptophyta; Magnoliopsida; Fabales; Fabaceae
Product: tropinone reductase homolog At2g29260, chloroplastic-like
Exons: 4
Coding region: 1-555 (184 amino acids)
Molecular function (GO): oxidoreductase activity
Source: RefSeq, a predicted model, not a curated record
AUGCGAGAUCAAUCUAUGCAGAGUUCGGCUCUGCCUUUAAACGGGACUCUGCAAGUGAACGGUAGGAUUGGUCCACUUGGAUUAGUCGGUCGCAAGGUUGCGGUUUAUAAAUUGGUAUCCAUUUAUCGUCGUUACCACCGUUUUGUAACUUGCACAUGUUCGGUAAAUGAUAUCAAUAAGUAUCUCAAGGAAUGGAGUCAUUUGAGUUUUCAUGUUACUGACUCAAUUUGUAAUAUGUCUGUUCCGCAACAGAGGGAGAUUCUCAUGGAGGACGUUUUCUCUGCCUUCCCUGGGAAACUCAACAUCCUUGAAAACAAUAUACAGUUUCCUAGUCAUAGUUUUAUUAGUACUCUGCUCUAUUACCUUGCAUUUUCGGCUAUAAAGUAUGAGAGGAAGAAUACGCCACUGAGUUGGGAGGGUUCGCAGGAUCCUUGUGGUGUUGUUUUUAUCUCUUCUGUUACUGGUUUUGCCCAAGUAAAGUCAAUGUUUGUUCAAGGAGCAACAAAAGUAAUCUAUAUUACAAUAUUCGGUAAAGUGAUGCUGAUGAGUUAUUGA